This is a messenger RNA of Anopheles nili, 2666 nucleotides long. Its product is annotated as serine/threonine-protein kinase meng-po-like. The transcript has a single exon. Lineage: Eukaryota; Metazoa; Arthropoda; Insecta; Diptera; Culicidae. The record is from RefSeq and is a predicted model, not a curated record. The coding region runs from base 1 to 1524 and encodes 507 amino acids. Gene Ontology annotation, biological process: peptidyl-serine phosphorylation; peptidyl-threonine phosphorylation. Gene Ontology annotation, molecular function: ATP binding; protein serine/threonine kinase activity.
AUGAGAAAUAUACCUCCAGCAACCAGCACCAUCAUGAAGCUAUCAGAGAGCAAAUCCGACACGUCGAUUAUCGCGAACCUGUACAAAUCGAUCAACAACAGCUAUCGGCGGCUGUCGAACACCAGCAAUGUGCUUCACCGCAUCCCGGACAUGGAGAUUCCGAACAUGGCGAUCGCGGACGAGUACGACAUCGAGAAGAUGAUCGCGGAGGGUUGUUUCGCGAAGAUCUACCUCGCACAUCAUCGCCCUACAGCGACCACGGUCGUCUUGAAGGCGAUUCACACUGAGCUGACGAGUUUGAAGGAGUUUGUGCGCGAGUUUCACUACAACUAUCAGCUCAGUCACCACCCGAACAUCCUCAGCUGCUACCAGGUGAAGUUUCAGACGAAGGAGUACUACGUGUACGCGCAGGAGCACGCCCCUUUCGGGGAUCUAGCCGCGAACGUUGGUGCGUCUGGGCUGCCCGAAAGCAGCUGCAAGAAGAUCGCAGAACAGCUCAGCUCGGCACUUGGUUUCAUGCACCUAAAGGGCCUUGUACACAGGGAUCUAAAGCUCGAGAACGUGCUGGUGUUUACGCCCGACUUCUCGCGCAUCAAGCUGUGCGAUUUCGGAACGACGACACGAGAGGGCGUGCUGGUGAGCCGGAACAACAAGACCUGGAUCGCGUUCCUGCCACCCGAGGUGCUUGAGGUGGUCAAGAACGAGCGGUUCAUCUGCAAGGCAUCGGCGGACUCGUGGCAGUUUGGGAUCGUGCUGUACGUCUGUCUGACCGGAGCGACCCCGUGGAAGUCCGCGGAUUGGGUCCGGGAUGUGAAGUAUGCUGCGUUUAUGAAGUACCAGAAACGCGAGACGACUAAGAUCCCGGAGAACUUUCGUCGGUUUACACCACGGUUGCUGCGAGCGUUUCGACGCAUUUUCGACCAUCGGGAUGAGGACCGAGCGAAGGUGACGGACAUCAUGAAGUACAUGAAGAACCGGUGGAUGGAUGGGAAGAUCACCGUGUCGAAAUCGGCGUCGAACAUCGCAACCAUGGGUCAAACGGGCCAGCAACAGCAUCAGUCGAACCAGCAACACACUAGCUCCGAUCAGGACUCGGUGAAGUACAUCAACCACCGCGAGAGCCGAAACUCGUUCGAUGGAAAGCUGCGAGCGCGGCGUAUGACGAGUGUGGGAGCGCUAACGCCCGAUUCGGUGCCAGGAUCGAUGGGUGCCACCGGACCAGACCAUCAGGAUGCGAUCCGGACGAAGGUGUGGGACUGGCUCGAAUCGAACGACCUCAGUUGUAGCGGUAGCGCAGAUGACCUAACGUUCUGGAGCACCAAGGAUACGAAGACGUUGCAACAACAACACCAACAGCAACAUCAGCAGCAGCAGCAGGUGUAUCAGCAACCCCAGCGACGGCAGAGUCUUGCGAGCCAUCCACUGCACCAGCAUCACCAGGACCUGAUCAGCUUCAGCGAGAGCCACAGUUUCGUGCGGGAAACGCGAACGAUCACAAGUGGUGGCGUGAAGCUGUAUAAGUGAGCGAGCCUGCGUUGAUGGAACAACGGAAACAACCCCUCUAACCUCAGAUUCCACCUAGUGUGAACGCGUGAACCGACAGUACACAGAGCGAACAAUACUCUCCCGAAGGACCUCCCCCCGGGCAGACUCCCGGGGCGUAAGUAGCAGGUACAUGUGAUUAUAUUAAUUAUGUGUGUGUGAUAAAUGCGAAAAGUGGACAGAAUUGUUAGGACGUACCGAUUGAUGUGGAGCGAGCUUCUACAGCUGCACGUUAGAAGCAGAUUGCGAGAACUCUUGAAGAGAACGUCGCGUGUAGCCAUACCGUGUGUCAGGAGCAGUAGAAUAGAUGGAAAGAAAACUCGUAAUUUGUAAGGAAUUAUUGAAAACGGCGAAACGGAAGGACCAUGGGCAUGGUUACCGAAUUACAAGUGCAGCUCACCGCUCAAAGUGUAAAAGGAAAACAGGGAGAAGCUAGCCAUAGAAGGUGUUAUCUUUAGUGAACGUGAUAAACGUAUAAACGAGGGUAUUUAUACAGAUCUAUACAGAUAUACUGAACCAUAUACACAUAUUUAUGCUAGAUGCUAGCGGUAAAAAUCGAGCGGUCGAGGUCGAGUUUAGACGGAGCGGUUCAAAAAGGAGCCAAACUGCUCACGGUGUAUUAAUUGUUUUCCAACUAAGUGUUACCUUGUUUGUAUCGCGUAGCGAAUCCUGAUCACGAUUAGGCAGGUAGUGUGGUGAAAACAGACGCAAACACACAAAAAAUAAAGAAGCAAACCCCUAGAUUGUAGUGCGAGAUUGAGGAGAUGUAACUAACCGAAGCAUAGCGCAAGUUAGACACUUAACCGAACGGUGUUUAGAGUACGCGUGUGUGUGUUUGACAAGGAUAUCCCCGAUCCUUAACGCCGGUGCAGAGACACACCAUGAACGAUGCAAUAAUAGCUGACGGAGAUAAGAAUGGGGCGAUUGUUCGCUCAGACCCUAUACACUCAAAGAAAGCAAGAAAGAAUAGCUGGCGGCCGAAACGAGACGGUGUAGUUUUACCUCCAUUUUGGAAGGCGGGCGUUGCGUUUUUGGGGUAAUGCGUGUUCGCGGGCAUGCCGAUUUGUAGAUAAACCGCGCUGGAGUUCAGGAGUCUGUUUAGUCGAUUAAUAAAGUAUGUGAUA